Rubroshorea leprosula is the source of this 1153-nucleotide messenger RNA. NCBI's taxonomy places the organism in Eukaryota, Viridiplantae, Streptophyta, Magnoliopsida, Malvales, Dipterocarpaceae. The record is from the annotation of a GenBank genome assembly.
GCCAAGGUUACUUAAAUGAUAUUAAGAAGAUGAUAUGUUCAGUCGAAGAUGUCGGUUGCCAUGCUUUAUUUAUGUAAAGGUGCCAAUUUCGAAUUGGUUGGCUUUAAAAUCUGCAGAUUUGGCUAUUGCCUUCCCCAUGGGGUCAGCAUUGCUUUCUUGGUGUAGCAAUAGACAACCACUAUUCCCCUUCAUCCACUGAAGAGAGGUAUCUGGCAUUUAAUCUCGCAAUUGCAGGAUGUUAAGAGUUGGUAAGAUUGCUAUGAGACUUGAAAAUUGAAAAAUCAUAAUGUAGUGAGACUAUGAUAAACGCCUCGAUGUUCUAUGCAUGAGACGUGUGUUGGAGGAAGUAUCCCUGGUCAAGUAAUAUUUGUCUGAAAGGUAUCUUAGAUGACUAUCAACUUGAAAUCAUGUUUGAUGCCAUGCUGAAACACCUGAAGAAAAUAGUACAUGACCUCUGGCCUGCACAGCACAAACGUUAUGAGUAUAUUGCCAUUUAAGGCCAGAGCAAGAAUAAGAAGUCAUUUUAAAUUUGCAAUAUGCUACCUCGCCUAAGUGAUUGAUGUUAUGCUAAAAUUUUGGUAUACAAGAUAUCUGGCAACUAAGUUGUUUUUUCUUUUUGGUGAAUUUUGUAAAGCUCCUUGAGUUAUUAAUGGCUGUCUUAAAUUAUUAGUUUUUGGUGUUUGAGUGAAUGUAUUUGGCUUAUUCUUCCUAUGCAGAAUGAUCACAUGCUAGAAACUUAAUUAGAUUUUGAUCAGAACAUUUUUUGUCAUCAAUCUUUUUCUGGCCUUAAGAGAGUAACAUGAGGGUGAAAUCAUGUGCUUAGAUAUUCAGUUUCAGAAAAGGUUAAAGUCUGUUAUAUGAUAAAGAGGCUGUGUUUAUUGCAUUCUUUUAAUGUUAGCAUGUCUGUUGUAGUUUGAAUUAACAUUAUUCAGCACCAGAUUGAAUUUUCUAGUUUGUUGGAUUAGGGUCUCAGUUUGUUCUCUAUCUCUUGUUAGCAAUGUUGAUUUAACUUGGUUUAUCAUUGUAUUGUGGUGCAUAUGUAAAUGAGCUUUGUUUCUGCUAUAUGGAUGAUGCCCAAGAAAUCUUCCAAUGCUUGUUAUAUAGAACAAACUUUAAUUUAAGGCACAGUACAUAAUAUAUUAUGUGAAUGAAA